Messenger RNA from Aspergillus pseudoviridinutans, 783 nucleotides. RefSeq lists its product as uncharacterized. The record is from RefSeq and is a predicted model, not a curated record. Bases 1 to 783 code for a protein of 260 amino acids. The transcript has 3 exons. Lineage: Eukaryota; Fungi; Ascomycota; Eurotiomycetes; Eurotiales; Aspergillaceae.
AUGUCACUUGAGAACAUUGCCAUUGUUGGGGCAAGCGGGAAUUUGGGUGCAUUGGUCCUUCCAGUACUCCUUAAGUCCAAGCUUAGCCUGACUGCCGUGAUACGGGAAACUUCAUCCGCUAAGUUCCCUGGGAGUGUCAAGAUUGUUAAAAGUGAUUUCAAAUUGGGAUCGCUCACAGAAGCUUUCAAAGGGCAGGAUGCCGUCAUCAGCAUGCUACCUAUCACGGCCCUUGGUGACCAGGGUGUAGUUAUCGAGGCUGCUAUUGCCGCAGGAGUGAAGAGGUUUAUCCCUAGCGAGUAUGGGUCUGAUUCAACAACAUUUUUCCAAGGCCUUACUGGUUUUGACUUGACCACAAAGACCGUUACGCUUGUUGACGGCGGAAAGACUCGAUUCACAGCCUCUACCGUCGCACAAAUCGGUCGAGCCCUUAUUGCUGUCCUUAGCCAUGCUACUGAGACUGCUAACAGGGUAGUAUUUGUGGAGUCCUUUACUACCACUCAACUUGAGGUUCUCACCGCCGUUGAGGAAGCUACUGGGGAGAAGUGGAAGGUGGUAGACGCGAAUUCAAAAGAUAUCAGGGCCGAAGGCUUCAAGAAAAUGGAAGAGGGCAAUAUUUUGGAAGGAGGAGCCGCCCUUAUCCAAGCAGCUGUGCUUGGAAAAGAGGCCCUGGAAGACCACACCCAUGUGAAGGGCGGUAUUUGGAAUGAUCGCCUAGGCCUCAAACAAGAGAGUGUAGAGGAGGAGGUGAAGAGGAUCCUCCAAACUGCAACCGCAAAACAGUAG